Messenger RNA from Lodderomyces beijingensis, 786 nucleotides. NCBI's taxonomy places the organism in Eukaryota, Fungi, Ascomycota, Pichiomycetes, Serinales, Debaryomycetaceae. The record is from the annotation of a GenBank genome assembly.
AUGGCAGAGAUAUCGGCAAAAUCUAUAAAGAGUGAUCUCGAGGAUCUCACUAGUCAAAAAUACUCGUUUCUUCGGGCAAGGCAAGACUUUGAAAACUCGAAUGUCCUGAACCCAAAGGGAGUCGAAGCGGGCGUCGACGAGUGGAAACGUAUAUUUUCCAGACUCACCUUCGACUACCAAGAAAGAACAAUAAGAGAGGAGUUUCUACGUAAGCUAUCGUCGCUUAGCAAGGACCAGUUGCUGAAGAUCAACGACGAAGUCAAACAAGCCCUUGAAGUCGAGUUUGAGUCGGCAAGACAAAAGUCAAAUGAACUUGAAUCUGAGAGGAGGAGCAAAAUCGACGAGCUCGUGGUGAUAUCAAACGAGGUCAGCUCGUUAUAUACUCAGUUCCAAACUAGCAAAUCUCAGAUUGAAGCAAAUGUGGCCGAGGCAGCUGCGCUAGAAGAAGAGAUUGAACACCUCUUGAACGAGGAAAAUAUAGACAAGGAGGUCUUGCGGUAUAUGCUAGAUAAUGAAGUGGAAGAUUUGCGCGCGCCGCCACUGCAAGAAAGCAAAGACGAAGUUGAGGAUGAAGUGAAGCAGGUUGAGGUGGAAAUCGAAGGCACGGAGAACCGUUAUCAUGAAGAGGUGAGGAAAUUGGAAGCUUUGGAUGAAAAAAUCAAACUGUUGCAAGCUCAAAUACAUGGUAAAGAACCUGUCGACAACGAACUACAGAGACAAACUUUGUGGUUUAAGGAAAUGACUAGGAUUCUAACAAGUUUGGGAGGAGUGGAGACUGCGGAUUAA